UCGAUAUUCCUCUCAAAUAUUGACUUCGCGAUUGUGCUUGGUGUCGCGAGCAAGUCGCGCGAUAGCUGGUAAUGUCCUUAUAAAAAAAUACGAUAUUGCGCGAGUGAUAAAGCGAAAUAUAUCGGUCGGAGGAUCGAGAUAGUACAAUAUUUCGGAGGAAUAUUCUGGAAUAAACGAUGAUUUUUGCGGCGAGUGUUGUGUUUUUUGGGCUGACCCUAAGUGUCUCCCACGCUAGCAUCGAGUCAACACCGACUUCCUUCAACGAUCAUGGAGUUCCGCGAUUGGAUCUUGAAAGUCUCGAGAGCGGUUAUCACGGCCUGGUCAAGGAGAAUGAAACUCUCGUUGAGGUGACUCCACAGAUAAGAGCUUUAGGAGCUAAAGUGUGCUCUUUUCGUAUUGCGAAUAAACAUCAUGGCGAGGCACCUUUCGAAAUCGUUUUAAAAGAAAAGGGAAUGGCCGAGCUGAGGGCUCUUCGAGUUUUGAAUUGUGAAAAACGACGUAAUUACAAAUUCGAUAUCGCAGCUGUUGGUUGUUCCGGCGGACAGUCUGAGAAUGCAACGGUUCAUAUCACAGUGGUCGAUGUUAACGAAUACGCACCACAGUUUCUCCAACCAGCUUACGUUAGCACUGUUGAUGAAGGACGGCUUUACGAAGAGGUAGUACGCGUCGAAGCCUCCGACAGAGAUUGCACUCCGAAAUUCGGGGACAUAUGCAAAUACGAGAUCCUAACAGCGGACCAGCCGUUCAUUAUUGACAAUGAAGGUGCUAUACGUAACACAGAGCCAUUGGAUUACGAGCGUUCCCACAAUUACAUUCUGAGCGUGGUUGCCUAUGAUUGUGGAAUGAAACAAUCAGCACCGGCCAUGGUGACUAUCAAGGUGAAUCGAGUGUGUACACCAGGCUGGAGAGGUAUUCCAGAGAGAGUGGACUAUGCUGCUGGUUCAGGAUCUCAACCGCUUUUACCAUCGGCAAAACUGGACCUUUGUGACGCACCAUGCAUAUUACGUAACGUCCGAGCUACUUUGAAUCUCGUAACCGAUCACAUAGGAAAGGGUUGCGAUCGUGAUACUUACACUGUACGAAGCCAACGAAAACUUUGCGGUGCCUCGCACGAGAGCGUCGAUCUUUUACCGACACCAGGACCGACCACAUCAUGGACCGCCUCUUUGUCACGCGACGAAGGUCGGGAAGCCGACGAAAUUUUCGAGUUCGAUGGCGUCGAUUCCGCUGCGAUCGUACCCAAUAACGUACUCGAACAUUCUCUGGCACAAAAGUUCACCAUCAGUGCUUGGGUGAAACAUCGUCCAAGAUUGAGGCAAGAUCCCCACGUUAAGGAACAUAUUCUUUGCGCCGCAGACGAUCAUAAGAUGAACAGGCAUCAUUACGCUUUGUUCAUAAGAAAUUGCAGGCUGAUCUUGUUACUCCGACGAGACUUCUCCGAAGGCGAUCCAAACAUCUUCCGUCCGGCUGAGUGGCGUUGGAAGCUCGGUCAAGUAUGCGACGAUAAGUGGCAUCAUUAUGCCAUACAAGUCGACUUCCCACGCGUAAGUCUUUUUGUCGAUGGCGAGGAAUGGCGUACGGACGAAAAGAAUCCCGAGGUUAUCGACGAUUGGCCUUUGCAUCCUGCGAAGGGCGUAAAUACGAUGCUUGUCGUCGGAGCUUGUUGGCAGGGUUCGGAUAAUAGAACGAAACAUCACUUCCGUGGCUAUCUCGCUGGACUCUCGGUUCUCGUAGGUCGUAACGAAAAACCCGACGUACUAUCCUGUUUGAGACGUUGCCAGGAGGGCUUACACGUACCGUCCAUGGACUUGCUUCAGCCAGGUACACAGUUGCUCACCAAUUCCGAUUUAACGGAGGUACGCAUAGACGGCGAUAAUCGUACGAACGUCGAGACUCUUCUCCGUCGUAUAGGAUAUUCUAACACGCGGCGUUUCCCAACUCCUGGUCGGCGAAAUUUCCGUCUCGACACGGCGGUGAUAUGCGAGGGUAACGAGAAUUCUCAACUGCCAGUAUCUACCGUGCAAUCAUACGUGACCGUUCUGCCACCACCUCGACCUGGAAUAAGCGUUAACGGUACCGGUUACGUAGCUAGGGAGUACGCCGACUUCCGCCUGGGCGUUCGCGUUUUCCCGGAUGCUCGCGUUACCGCUGGUUCCGCGGCAAGAUUGGACGCUUGCGCCGUCAGCGUUUAUCCCAGUCUGAAUCCCGAUCACGAGAGCUUAGGUUUACCUGGCGAUGCUCUUCGUAGAUUCCGUUCUAUCAGCGCUCGCGUCGAUCGCGACGGCGUUGUACUUUCGGGUGCCGACACGCCUUACAAUUAUCAACAGCUCAUUCGACUGAUAAUGUACACGAAUCGUAAGCCGGCUUAUUAUCUCGAUCGCGUCUUCAAGCUUACUUGCUCCGAGUUGAGCGGUCGUUUCGCCAGUAACGAAUACGUUCAAACGUUAGCCGUGAUCCAUCCGAAAGAAAAAACGACGGUAUUGCCGCACAGUAGCUCGGGCGAACCUCCGAUCGCCAGAAUCGUUGAGCCUGUUCCCGGUCACAUACAAGUUUCCCCUCAUCACGCCGAAAUACCGGAAGGUUACGCGACCAGUGUGAUUCGCGAAGGUAGAAGAACCAUCGGAGGUGCUGGGGGUAGUCACGCCGUUACGAUCGUCGCGGCCGCCUGCAUCGGUUUCUUGCUCUUGAUGGCCAUCGUUGGAGCUGCUAGAGUUCGAGGUGCCGCGAAGCGGCGACGAUCGGCCGGCGACGAAUUGGCAGCCGAAACGGAAAUGGCCUGGGACGAUUCGGCUCUCGCCAUAACGGUCAACCCGAUGGACAGGCUGACCGAGCAUGAAUCUCAUCAGAGCCAUCGAGAUGAGGACGUUGACGAUUCCGGAAGUUCCGACUCUGAGGACGGUUCCUUCAGAGACGACGACAUCGACAGCUCCGAUUGCGAGAACGAUUGCGAUCUAAACAACGGCCGACACCGUCGUCAUAAUUCGCCUCACGACUUGGAGUGGGAUCAUCGUGACGUUUAAAUUACUACUAUCCCACCUCUUUACAUUCGUCAUCAUCCUUCUUUUUCAAGAUGGUAUCGUCAGACGAGUACCGACUGUCCGAAAGAACGCGAAAUAUCCUAUAUCUGAACCCCUCCAUUCCUGUGAACCAUCUACGACGCUAUGCGCGAUGCGUAUGAUAUUGCCUGAAUGUUGACGACGACGACCACGACGACGAAAAAGUAUUAGACAACAAAAACCUUGUUGUUCUCUUUUUGUCGGUUAUAAGAAAAUUUUGCGUUACCUACUUUAACGAUAUCUAAUUACAACGUUUGUCAACAAUAUAGGUGAUCAUAGAGUCGCGAUCUUCGCGAUUGGAUAAAAGCGUCACAUUGUAUCCGUCCCCGUAGCUGGCAUGAUCGAUCCAUUGCAAGGCAAUGACACGGCAGGCAGUUAGUACUCUUCUUACGUAUCAACGGAAUUUGUAAGAGUGCGGGACGCUUUAUCGAAUAGUUAAACUCUUUCUACCUAUAAUACGUCGCUGAUGUUGGUAGAGAAAAUUUACACGGGCACGCAAGAGAUACUUAAAAAAACUUGCUGAGAAAUUCUCGGUAAACACUCGGUAAAAACUCGCAGCAAAUUAAUUUAUAUAUAUUCUCGACCUAUACAGUAGUCGUAGGACAAGGGAAACUUUUUUUAUACUCCUAACUCUUAUCCUUUUAUUCUAUUCUAUAAUUACUAUUUUACGAUCAUUGAUUUAUUCUUUUUCUUUCUUCUCUCUUUUUUUUUUUACUAACGCUACUAUAUAUAUAUAUAUAUAGAUAUAUAUUAUAUAUACUACUAUCCACUAUUAUUAUAAUCCGCUCUACAGGCAGUUUUAUCUUCUAUUGGAAAACGGUACUGAUGAGAUGCGUAUUUUCUUCCUCUUAGAUCUUUUGGUCUCUCUCUCUCUUUCUCUCUCUUUCUCUCUCUCUCUUUUUCUCUUUUUUUUUCUCUAUUUCUAUCUCUAUUUCUAUUUCUAUCUUACUCUAUAUAAGCUAUCCACGUUGAUAUUUGAUCUCACGAACGUAUCCUCUAUAUCUACAUAUAAAAGUUUCUUCGAAAUGCUUGGAAAAGAGAUAUGUAUAUCGUAAAAAGGGCAAUUUUCCAUAAGAUAUUCGUAGAUCGUCAGGACUCGCGGUCGAUCACGGAUCACGUCGUGGCAAGCUUAUCGGCUUGCCUGAUUCUCCGUUUUAUUUUUAAGUAAAGAAAAAGAAACAAAAGGGAAUAAUAAAAAAAAAGGAAAGAAAAGAAGAGAAAAAAAAGAAGGAAAGAAAGAAAGAAAGGAAAAAAUCUUGGAUAAUUUGCACAAUGUUCCUUCCCGAUCGACCGAACGACCGAUCGACCGACCGAACAACAUAAUACGACAGUUACGACUUUUAGCUCUUACAAUUAGUAAGAACAUUGCCGCGCAUCUUAUGAUAGUGCUUCACCGUUAAGUACACUUGUGUAUUAACAUCAUAUCCGUAUACAUACAUAUGUAUAUGCAUGCGUAUGACUCGAUACGCCCCCGAUUUUCUCCGCGUAUACGGUCUAUACGAGUUAAGUACAUGUGUAGUAUGUGCACGAGAGGACACAUGUAAUUAUAAAAUACAUACAUGUCUCCAUUCAUUAUUCUGCGGUGAGAUUUCGAUGCGACGGAUCAGAGAUGUUUUUAUUCUAAAUGCAGCGCAGCGCACUCGAUUAAUUCUCGAAAGAAAUGGGGUUUUUUAUUUUUUUAAGAAUCAUUGUGCAAUCUCUAUAUAUCUUUCUCUCUCUCUCUCUCUCUUUCUGUUUCUCUCACUCAUUCAUUCUCUUUCUAUAUCUCUCUUUCUCUCUCUCUCUUUCUCUCUCUCUCUCUCUCUCUCUUUUAGCAGAGCAACUAGUUUUUAUGUGCCUUUUUAAACGGUAGUACGUUGAAUUCUACUCUAUAUUUUAAUAGUGACUCAAACUGAUUUUAUCAGACGCACCUGUGCGUAUCGAAUGAAGAUAUUCUACCGUGAUUGUUGUAUUUUAGAUGAUACUGUUAAAUACGACAUAUAGCGAUUAAGGUGUUAACAUAAAUAGGCGUGUUUCUCUUGGCAAUUACGUGGUAUAUAUACUAAAGUGCAUCAUGUCAUAAUCUUAUAUGUUACGUGCACUACAUACUACAUAUUAUAUGGUUGUGACGCGCUUUAGCAAUCAUACGGAUCGCUCGCCAGAAAAUGCUUCUCUAAAUAAACGUGCAAUGAUCCGCAGGGGAUGUUUUAACUUUCGAAGAAAAUAAUAUAAAUCGUGAUGACUGCGCAUUAAUAAUAUACUCGCUGCGAAGUAAUGAACGGAUCUUAUGUAUGUAUUUAUUAUUAUGUAUUUAGAAUUAUAAACCGACCGACGACCGCGAUCGGAACUUACCUAGAACUGAGAAAAAAAGAGAGACAUUUGUGUACGGAUAUCUAUAUUCAUAGAAACUAUAAUGAACAACUUAUUUUUCCAACGAGCAUAUCAUAUCAUUUUUAUAAGAGAUUUGUCAGAAGUUUUAACAAAUUUUCGUAAGAGCUCCUUAUACAAUCGUAAGGGAUCUGCCACAUCGUGAUGUUAACUUGCCAUAUAUAUGUCAAUUUUCUUCUUUGUUUGUCUUUUUUUAAUUAUUUUCUCUCUCUCUCUCUAUCUCUCUCUUUCUCUCUAUCUCCAUAUCUUUCUCUUUCUCUCUCUCUCUCUCUCUCUCUCUCUCUCUCUCUCUCUUUCUCUUUUUCUCUCCUUCUUUCUCUUGCAUAUUUUUUUACACGUCCUUUUUUUUUCUUUUUUUUCUACGUUUUCUAAUGAUCGGUGUAAACGUUUUAAUCAUACACAAGCGAACGAAUACACAUACACACAUACGCGCAGAUACAAGAACAUAUACGCAUACUUUCUGUAAUCUUUUCGUUUCCAUAUAAUUGAUCUAUUUAAAGAUCGAUUUGAAUAUUUCUCUAAAUCCAGAAUGUUAUAAAGAAGAAGAAGAAGAAAAAUAAUUAAAAAAAAUAAAAUAAAAGGUCAUCUCUAUUAAUGCUUUUAAUAGCAAACAAACAGAAUAUACAUAUAAUGCUACUUGUUUCUUCUCUCGAAUAGGUAUAUGUAUACAUACAUACGUGAUAAAGAUGUACGCAAUUUGCCCUAAAUUUCGAUACGGUAGAUCGUUUCGAUAUAUCCAUAUAAAAAUAUCGAUAUCGACGACAGACACGCUUUUUGUAUCGAAAAAUCAUGUCACAUCGGUGAAAAUGCCUACGAAAUUCACCGUAAAAUAAUUUCUUUAUAUUUAAUUAAUUGCUCGAAAACGGAACAUUCUACCGUAUGGGGAUAUAAAGAAAAAGAAGAAAAAGAAAAAAGAAAAAAAAAAAAAUAAUCGUACUUUUCUAAGCGUGUUAAUAUAUAGCUAUUUUAUAUAAUUUCAGAAGAAAUCCUUUGGUCCAUUAUAUAAUUAAGUUAUAUACAUAUAGAAGUAGUUCUUUGUUUACAAUUUAUUUGAGAAAUUGUAGAAAAUCAUUUGUUUAUAAAUUUAACACUAGAGCUACCAAAUUCGUCAAUAUGAUGAAUUUCAGAUUUCUCGUUUCAUAAUGACUAUAUAUUAUUAUACAAAUAUAUAAACUAUGAAAUCUCUUUUAUUUUACUUAUUAUUGUCAACGUAUAAAUAAAUUAAAAAUAAUGUGGAAUACAUUUUUUUUCUGUUUUUUUUUUCCCAAAAACAAACUUCACAUUGACGAAUAUGAUAAAAAUAGGUCGUCGCGGUAGUUCUAGUGUUAUAAGAGUAGUGACGUAUUCCAUUGUGAAUAUUUUUACGGUAUUAAAUCGAAUUUAAUCGUCUUUACGCUUUGAUACGAGAGAAACUUAUUACACACAUAUAUACACAUAUACACAGAACACACACACAGGUAUAUAUAAAUAUUGGUAAAACGUUGCACACACAAAGUUGCUAUUGUCUCAAGCUAAAAGCGAGAAGCGUUGGAAUAACAGACUCAUUCGUGCUAAACGACGACGCCUGUCGUCCUCGAUGAUAAAGAGAGAAUAGACGGAAUUCUUAAGCGGACGUGCAUUAUCGGCAUUUUUUUCUCAUUCGAUCUAUUGAACUAUUAGGGGGGUAUGGGCGAGGCUUGGGGAAGGGAAAAAAAAAAAAGAAAUAAAAAGAAAAGUAUUCGAAUAAGUUUUCCUUAAAUUGGCAGCAUAAGCAACAGCAGCUAUAAGAACCAUAAAAAAGCAUAGCCAUAACGCAAUACAACCUACACAUAAAAGGCGUAUGCACCUACUUUGAAGAUGUACUUAAUUAUUAAUUGUGGGGAAAAUGGGAACUAUACAGAACAAAUACCGACUAGAUGAUACUAUAAUAUAAAUAUAUAUAUAUAUAAAUAAAUGAAUAUAUAUAUAAAUAUAUAUAUAUAUAUACACAUAAAAAGAUAUAUCUACGCCGUUUGCAGAUGAAUGAUAUAACAAAGUGAAAAAGAACAAAACAAAACAAAACAAAAAAAAAGUAAAUAAAUAAAAGAAAAGAGAAAAGGUAUGAAUUUGUAAAACGUACCAUUGUAUUUUGUAGGCAGCUAGCAUGUACGUACACAUAUGCACAUGCACUCUCUCAUGUAUGUAUGUUUACGUAUAUAUUUGGACAUAUUCUCUAUAAUGCUUACACUUAACGAUACCUCAAUGGUUGUCCCCGAAUGUUUUGAAUUUUACACGUGACUAUGAAAGGGUGUGUAAUUUGUGACCAAACAAUGUAACACGCAUAACAGACACACAUAACGGGUGAUUUCUUUUCGAAUGAAAUAAAACACGAGCUCGAUAACUACUUAUUAUCUAUAUUAAGAAUAUCACUCGCGGAAUAAGCACUCGACAAGAGUUAUCUCCUGUUUUACGUGCUUUAUUGUGUGUGAAGAUAAAUAACGCAUACAUACAUACAUCCAUUACACGAGAAACACACCACGUAAGAACGUACGUGAAUAAUUGAAAAAAAAAUUAAAAAAAAAAAAAAAAAAAAAUUAAAAAAAAA
Vespula vulgaris is the source of this 7986-nucleotide messenger RNA. It is a transcript of the gene Cals, whose product is annotated as calsyntenin-1. The record is from RefSeq and is a predicted model, not a curated record. Lineage: Eukaryota; Metazoa; Arthropoda; Insecta; Hymenoptera; Vespidae. The transcript has 4 exons. Gene Ontology annotation, molecular function: X11-like protein binding; calcium ion binding; kinesin binding. Gene Ontology annotation, cellular component: cell surface; postsynaptic membrane. The coding region runs from base 177 to 3020 and encodes 947 amino acids. Gene Ontology annotation, biological process: positive regulation of synaptic transmission; positive regulation of synapse assembly; homophilic cell-cell adhesion.